GUCGACUCGGUCGUAACGCGAUGCGCCAGUACCGAGAAACAUUGAGCGAUUUGGGAGCUGCGUAUUCGCGGUAGUUUGUUUUGGUUGAACGAACGUGCUGUUGUUAAUAAUUUGACAGAUGUGUUCGACUGACUAUAAGCUUUACUUGAUAAUACGGUGAUGUGUCUUCUUUUGUUUGGGGUGCGUACAUUUUAUCUUUGCUUUUGUAAACGCUGAACUCCGCGAGGCGUUGUGACGCUGCUCGUGAGGCGAGCGAACACAAAUUGCAAAGUCAAAACCAUCCCGUGCGGUCCUGUAUGUAAUGAUAGGCGACGUUUCGGGCGACAGGCCCUUUCUUCCCCUUUCGGCGCUACGAGCGUCGUUCGUGAUCUCUCGUCCAGGGUGUUUGACGGGAACAAAACAUUCCCAUCGGAUGGAUGUCUCGGUGGUAAUCCAACAUCGCGACGCGAGACUUGCACGCACACGGUUGAUAUGUGCUGCGGAUGGACUGGCUUCCGCCAUGGGAAUGUGGAAUUUCCGCCGUAUCGACAGACGCUCGCCACCACACGUUUUGAGUGGGGGUAACCCGUUUCCGUCAAGCCCACUGGCUGGACGAGGGCAUCGCGCACCGUCUGUGUGCGGAUCGUGGCUGCUGGUAUGAACGCGAUUGCACAGAGAUUGGGCUGGGGUCUGCAUGCGGCUGGAGCUCGACUACGCCACCCCCUGGCCCCCCUCCCUGACCGCCGUCACCUCUGGGCCUGGCUGAACGCGGUGUUCAACAAGGUGGAUCAUGAGCGAAUCCUGGAGGCGGGUCCCGACCGCGCCGCCUCCGAGUGGCUCCUGCGGUGUGGCGCUCACGUGCGCUACCGCGACUCGGAUCGCUGGCAGCAGGACUACAACGGGCUUCCAACGGGAACGCGUGACCGGUACCGCAUCGAAGCCAUCAACGCCACCGACUCCUGCAUCAUGGAGACUGGCUUCGACUACCUGGACGGCCUGCAGCACGUGCAGCAAAUCCACCUGGAGCGCUGCGUCUACAUCGGCGACUCGACGCUGGAACGCCUGAGCCGCACCGACAGCCUGGUGGCCUCCCUGCACGACCUGCGGGUCGUGUCGUGCGGGAACGUCUCAGACCUCGGGGUCAUCUCCCUGCAGGGGCUCCGGAACCUGCAGACCCUGCUGCUGAGAGACCUCCCUGCUGUGAAAAACAAAGACAGCACCCUGGAGACACUGCAAAAGUCCCUGCCAGCCUGCGUCAUCACCGUCGACCUGCCCUGACUCUCCUUUUAAGCGUUGUUUGGAUUAGCCAUCGUUAGGGGUCGCCCAACAGCCGCUUCUCAAGCAAGACAGAGGAGCGUGCCAGAACCGUGGCAAGGUACGGUGGGUGAUGGGGAGGUUAGGGGCUCGUGACUUGGCAGCAGUAGUUGAUCGAAAACCGUGUUCCUUUUGCGUGUCGAGACGUUGAGAAUUACAAAUGAGGUGUGCAGCAAAACGAUUGAGAAAUGUGGAGCUUAUAUGGUAAAAGAGCAGCAGCAUGGAUUAGCUGGUACAGGGAUUGCUUAGCUGGACAUGUGGUCGACUAAUAAUUAUCUGCACUUUAUACCCGACUGAUUAAACGGCUCGGACCCUGGCUCUUCUACGAUCGUCACUUUACACGCUCCAGUUCGCAUUAUUCAUAAAUCCGUCAGCGACGUAAACUUGCAAUGCUCUCAUGAGUUUUGGUUGAUCACCCGGUGCGAUCUGUUUGCGUGGAAAAUGUAUGGGCGCAGCUGGAGAUAAAAUGAGCUAAGGUUGUGAAACGCGCA
This is a messenger RNA of Petromyzon marinus (sea lamprey), 1784 nucleotides long. RefSeq names its product distal membrane arm assembly component 2 like (gene DMAC2L). The record is from RefSeq and is a predicted model, not a curated record. Lineage: Eukaryota; Metazoa; Chordata; Hyperoartia; Petromyzontiformes; Petromyzontidae.